Nicrophorus vespilloides is the source of this 1199-nucleotide messenger RNA. RefSeq lists its product as uncharacterized. The transcript is spliced from 4 exons. Gene Ontology annotation, cellular component: extracellular region. Gene Ontology annotation, molecular function: chitin binding. NCBI's taxonomy places the organism in Eukaryota, Metazoa, Arthropoda, Insecta, Coleoptera, Silphidae. Bases 173 to 1165 code for a protein of 330 amino acids. The record is from RefSeq and is a predicted model, not a curated record.
GUUCCUUCGAUCAGUCCGGUGCAUGUGUUGGCUUACAAUUUGUUAAAUAACAAAAAACAACAAAAACAAAAAAAUCUAAUACGUUCAACAACAGAUUUGAACAUUUGUAGUGAAGUGCACAGCUGCAAUCGAAAUAGUAAAUCGAUCGAAGAAAAAAAUAAACACAGCGAGGAUGAAGCUUGCUUUGAUAUGUCUGCAGUGCGUGCUGGUGUGCGUCGUUGCCCUUCCCCAGCACGUCACGCAACUACCGAACUUCACGAAGCUCUCCGCCGAGGAGAUCAGACAUCUGCAGAAUAGAGGCUUUGGCCCAACGUCUCCUUCACCUUUCAGGCCGACCCUGGCUUACGAGGAGGACGAAGACGAUCACGAAGAUGACAUCAGCUUGGCUUCUACCCAGCAACAAAGGCCGGUGUACGCGAACGAAGCGUACCUGCAGAACGUAAUCCCCGUCGUUCGGGUGCAGCAACGGCCGCAACCUGUCAGGAAGGUGCAGCAGGAGUAUGUGCCGAAGCCAAACUACGAGAAGCAAUCGAAUUCCAAAGUGAAGGGAAAAGAGGAAGAGGUUGAGGAAGAAGAGGAGGAACCCGACCGUUUGACCGUACUUUUAGCUCAAUCCAAAUUCGAUUGCGUUGGAAAGAAAACUGGAUACUACGCCGACGAAAACCUGGGCUGCGAAGUUUUCCAUUACUGUCAAGAAAAUGCGAAGCACUCCUGGAUCUGCCCAGAAGGGUUUACAUUCCAUCAAGUCCAUCUGAUUUGCAUGCCACCGAGCGGCGACAACAUCUGCGAAAAGUCUUCCCAAUUCCACUUCGUCAACGACUAUCUCUACAAACCUCUGAACCUUGAAGAGCAUCAAUCGAAGCCGAACGUUUCCUUGAAAUACUCCGACAGGUACUACCCUGAACAAUACACCGGUUACAACCAAUACGAAGAAGACAACGAAGACGGACAUCAAUACCAUCAUCAACAAAAGAAACCUAUCCGCGUUGGAUUGCAACAGCAGCAACAACCUCCUAAACAGAGUACCGUCAAAUAUGCCCAGCAGGACGCGUACAACGAUGGUCAACAGGUUUUCAGGUCUCCCGAGGAGGUGAACAUUUCGCUCCAGCAAAGAAGGCCACAGUACGUGACGCAAAGAUACCGUCAGGAGUACGAUUUCGCAUAAGAGGCCAGACAUUCGAAAAAAAAAAAACGAAAUU